This is a messenger RNA of Pristis pectinata (smalltooth sawfish), 11317 nucleotides long. RefSeq names its product neuroblast differentiation-associated protein AHNAK-like. The coding region runs from base 448 to 7152 and encodes 2234 amino acids. Gene Ontology annotation, biological process: regulation of RNA splicing; peripheral nervous system myelin maintenance. The transcript is spliced from 7 exons. The record is from RefSeq and is a predicted model, not a curated record. Gene Ontology annotation, cellular component: nucleus; cytoplasm. Gene Ontology annotation, molecular function: protein binding. NCBI's taxonomy places the organism in Eukaryota, Metazoa, Chordata, Chondrichthyes, Rhinopristiformes, Pristidae.
GUCAGACAGGCCCAAACCAAUAGUUAGAGGGGCCCACCUCCUGGGGCUGUAACCAGUGUCGUCUCCUCACUCACACAGGCUGGUGCUGCCUGACUGUGCAUCCAGCACAGAGCGCUGGGUGUUACAGAGAGCUGCAGCUUCAGCCAGCUCUCCUGCCUCGUACACCUCACACAGGGCUCCAGCGAAGGGUUAAGCAGAGAAGGCAUCGUGCAGUUGCCAGAGGAUGGUCACACCUCUACAUCUGAACAGCCUCAUGUUCCUGCGGUAGAGGAGAACGACCACUGCCCCUCGAGACUUCAGCGAGCAUCUCAGACCCCCUUGAACCAGCCACAGGACAAAGACAUCAGCCCAUGUACCGAGAUUCACAAGGAGCUGCUUCAUGAGGAGUUAAAACAAUUUCUACAGAUUAAGAAGAAUCGUCGCGUCGAUUUAUUGUCCGAAGCUGACAUGGAGACCACGGGCCAGAGCCAGGUCACCAAGGAGCUCAAGAUGUCAGAGAUGGUGGAGUUGGUUGUGGAGACGGAGGCUGAGGUUGGAGCAACUGGAUUCAGCGUGACUGGUGGGGGAAAGGAAGGCAUCUUUGUCAAGGAGGUUCUGAAGGAUUCCCGGGCUGCAAAGGCACUGAACCUGAAGGAGGGAGAUCAGCUCCUGUGUGCCAAGGUCUACUUCGACAAUGCCAGGUAUGAGGAUGUGGUGAAGAUCCUGCAGAGUGCUGAACCAUAUAAAGUUGCCUUCUGUCUCAAGCGGACUGUGCCCAGUGCUGACGUGGCCAUUUCAUCAGAGACUGGGAGCCUUGAACUGAGAGGACCAGAAGCCAAAAAGACAAAGCUGAGUGUCAAGAGCAUCUCGCCCGUCAAGAAGACCAAGCAGCUGAUGAAGGGAAAGACCCUGAAUAAGGAGGAGGCAGCUGUAGAGCUAGACGUGCCAGUGGACGUGGAAUUUGCUUUUCCCAAAUUCUCCAGGUUUAAAAGACUGAGCAUCACCUCUCCCAAAGAUGCGGCGGCUUUGAAAGGUGAAGGCACGUUUAGACAUCCUGAAGCCGAAGCCGAACUCUCCUUGGGUGAGGGACAAACCAAGGGCAAGAAGAAAAGGCUCAAAUUCCCAGGAUUCCGCACAAGCGACCCUGGAAAGGUCAAGGUGGAGGUCGGCAUGGAACCCACAGAGAAAGUCGCAGUCUCAGUGAAGGACGUGGAGGGGAAGACAAAAUUUAAGAUGCCUUCGUUUGACCUCACCAAAAAGGGAAAAGCUGAAGCUCCAAGUCCAAAAGGUAAAGAGGAGCUGAAGGAUUCCGUGAAAGCGGGAGUGUCGACUGAUGGAGAAGCGCCUGAGGGCAAGUUAAAGCUCGGGCUCCCAAUGCAAGCGCCAAAGGUCGAAAUAGACAUUGGAUUAUCGAAGGCUGAAGUUGAUGUCAAAAGCCCAUCAGCUGAAGGAGAAGUCAAGGCAAAAGGACCCAGCUUUAAGGUAAAAAUGCCCUCAUUUGAACUAAAGGGUUCAGAGGGAACGGAUGCAAAAGGCAAGGAAGCAGGGGAUCAGGUGGAAGGGGCAGAGGCCAAGCUGAAAAUGCCUGCUAUUGACAUUUCUGUACCGAAAAUAAAGCAGAGUGAAGAAGAUGUGACCAUGUCAGGGGUAGAGAUUGCUGUGGGCAGCUAUAAGGCAUUAGGUCUGGAAGGAAAGAUGAAAGAACUUGCACAGAAGGUCACGACAAUUGACAUUUCAGCCCCCAAGGUGCCAGAUGUUGACAUCUGUCUCCCAAGGGCUGCAGCAGACCUCCCUGUGGUGGGGGCUGGGACUGGGAAGGUCGAUGUCCAGACGUCUAAGAUCACCAUCGAAGGACCGGAAACAAGACUGAAAAUGCCCAAGGUAUCGCUGCCGGAGUUUGGCAUCUCUGCCAAGGGUAAAGAGGGCGCGGUAGAGGCAGUGCCCGCAGCUCCAGAUGUUUCGGGCCCUGUGUUAAAGAUGCCAAAAGUUGAAGUGUCCGUGCCCAAAGUGAAAUUAGAUGAAGCCAGGGCUGAUGUUUCCCCAGCAACCGCAGAAGCUGGGGUAUCUGGGCUGCAUGUUUCUAAAGUUAAGAUGGACAUUAAGGGCCCUCAGCUGGAAGGUCCUGAGGCCAAAAUAAAGCUCCCAUCAGUGAAAGUGCCAACCAUUGACAUCGCUGUGCCCAAGGUCACACUCCCAGAUGUUCAGUUUCCAAUGAGUAAAGCGGAGGUCUCCGGGCCGGCGGAUGGGAAGGCACCAAAGGUGCCAGGGGUCGGGGAGCAACCUGACGGGUUCGACCUGAAGCUGAAAAUACCGAAAGUGUCACUGCCAAAGUUGUCGGCCGGCGGGAGAGAAGCGGAGGUGAGCGCCAAGGUGGACGCGGACGGAGAGGACACUAAGCUCAAGCAUCCCAUAAUAACCCUGCCCAAGUUUGAAAUCGCCGUACCCGGAAUGAAACCUGCAGAGGCAGAGACGGGACCUGGGGUGGAGGCUGAGGUCAAAGAUUCGGGAUUCACCGUGGGCAAACUGCCAAGCGUUAAGAUGCCCAGUAUUGACAUUUCUGCACCCAAGGUGAAGAUUCCAGAUGUUAACGUUCACCUUCCCUCAGGAAAAGCAGAGGGACUGACUGCUGCAGGUGGCGUCAAGGAUCCUAAAGUUGGGGUGGCCAGAACUGGUGACCAACCAUCCGAAUCGAGCUCAGAAGUGUUCGAUUUGCAGUUGAAAAUGCCGAAAGUCUCUCUGCCCUCAUUUGGGGCAUCAGCCAGCGAGAAAGAGGCAAAAGGUGAACCGAGCAGCCCUGAAGUCGGCGCUAAGAUGCCCACUAUUGACUUGUCAGUGCUCAAGGUCAAAGUACCUGAGGUCGACAUCGAUGUGCGCCUUCCGAAAGGAAAGGCAGAUGCUUCUGAAUUGGUCGCUGGAGAGGAUGCCAGCGUCAAGUCAACGAAGACCAGUGUAGCCAGCCACAUGCCUACAGCUGCCACAGAAGGACCUGAUGUCACAUUUCAAAUCCCAAAGGUAUCACUCCCAAAGUUUGAUAUUUCCCUCAAGAGCAAGGAGACUGGAGCAGACACUGGAAUGAAGGCAGCUGAGGAGACAGAUGGAGUGAAAAGCCCAGCACUUAAAAUGCCCAAAUUUGAAGUAGCUCUGCCCAAAAUGAGAUCAAGUGAAGCGGAGGUGUCUGGCCCAACAACUGAGGCCGAUAUCAAAAGAGAUACAAAGGGGAAAAUUGAAGUGGAGAGUGCAGAAGCAAAACUGAAACUGCCUUCAAUGAAAAUGCCGACAAUCGAUAUGUCGGCUCUUCAGGUUAAGGUCCCAGAAGUUGAUAUCAACCUACCGUCGGUGAAGUCACCUUUCUCUGCUGAAGAAAAUUCCAAAAUUGACAGCGGCGGUCAUCCUACUGGGGUUAAGAUCGAAGGACCCGAUGCUAAAGUGAAGAUGCCCAAAAUAUCACUCCCAAAAUUUGGCUCCAAGGGUAAGGAGGAGGUGGAGGGAGAUGGCAACAUGCCAAAAGUUGAGGUGAAAGUGCCCCAUGUCGAAGGCAAAGGUAAAGUUCAAUCUAAAGGGAAGGAUCUUGAUUCUGGUGUCAAAGGAGUUGAUGCAGAUGCAGAUAUCGAUGAUGGAAGGUUAAAGGGGAAAGAAGGUAGGUUUAAGAUGCCAAAGAUCAAGAUGCCUACCUUUGGAACUUCCAAAAAAUAUGAAGAGGACGUCGACAUCCCUGGACCAACUGGAAGGACCCCUGAAGUCAAGACCAAAACGGGAUCCAUGGACUCCGAAGCGGAAGGUUCAGCCGGCAAGCUGAAGAUGCCCAAAGUGCAGAUGCCCUCGAUUGCAAUCGCGGUGCCUGAGAUCAGGAGGCCAGGAGCAGAGGUUGAUGUUUCAGAAGCGGACCUGAAAACCUACGGGGGGGAGUUAAAGAUUCCAAAAGUGAAAGGUGACGUGGAGGCGGCCGAUCCGGAGGGAAAACAGAAGCUCCCGUCAGUGAAAAUGCCAGCAAUUGACAUCUCAGUGCCCAAAGUAAAGGCACCCGAAGUUGACCUCAGUUUCUCCAUGCCCAAGAUUGACACCACUGUCAGAGGGACUGAGGGCGAGGCCACUUUAAUAAGCUCUGAAGCCGACGAUGCAGCCUUCAGACUGAAGAUGCCCAAGCUGGGAUUGCCUAAGUUUGGGGUGUCUGGGUCAAAAGAUAAAGAACGAGGGGCUGACAUCUCCAGCUCAGGAGUAAGUGGGGAUUACCACGCGGAUGAUGCUGAUGGCAAGGGUAUGAGCUUCAAAGCUCGAAUGCCCAAGGUUGACAUUUCCCUCCCCAAAGUUAGACAAUCAGAUGCUGACAUCGAUAUGGAUGCUUCCCUGCUUGAGAUUGAAGGACCUGAAGCAGAGGAAAAAUUUAAGAUGCCUGGUUUUACAUUGCCAAAGAUCUCGCCACCAAAACUGAAAGCUCCCGAACUUGACAUUGACUUAAGUCUCUCCAAAGACAAGAGGCUUUCCAGUGGUUCCUCAGACCCCAAGGUUGACGCUGAGGUGUCAGGGGCUGAAUUUAAACUGAAGAUGCCUCAGGUGUCCUUGCCGACUUUUGGCUUAUCCGCCUCAGGGACUGGAACGAACUCGGAUGGCAGCCUCUCCACUGAGAAAGCUCAGCCAAAGGCGAAGGCAGAAGUUAAAACUCAAAUGGAGGGCGGAGAGGGACUGGAAGGGCAAGAGGACAAGAUAAUUGGGGGGAAGAUUAAAAUGCCCAAGUUUCGAAUGACAGCAUCAAAAGACAAGGCUGUAGAGGACUCAACCGAGGCCACGAAAGCUGAUGCCGAAACAGAAGGAGGCAAGUUGAAACUGAAACUACCAAAAUUUGGGAUCUCAUCAAAAUCCCCUGAGACGGAAGCUGACCUGGAGAUGGAAGGCUCGGACGGAAAGGCCAAAGAAUCCAAAUUGAAAAUGUCCAAGUUUGGCCUUUCUCUGGGCAAAGGCCAGAAAGCAGAGGUUGGAGAGUCUGGGCAGUCAGAGGGAGAUUCCCAAGGAGAUAAGUUCAAGGUUAAGAUUCCGUCUGUUACUAUCGCAACCCCAAAGGUGAAAGGGCCAGAUGUUGAUCUGGACGUCAGUUUCCCAAAAGCCAAGGACACUUCUGUCGACCGUGAAGCCAAAGAUGAAACGGGGAAGGGAAGGGAAGCACGGGUGAAAGGCGAAACCCCGGCCCCGGUUACAAUCUCCGACGGUUCAGAAUCCAGGUUUAAAAUGCCCAAGUUGACCAUGCCUGAUUUUGGGAUCCCUGGGAGCAGCAGGAAGGACGAGGACCGAACAGCGAAGGUCAAGGUUUCGGAUGUGGUAGUCCGAAGGUCGAAGGGUGAGGUAGAUAUUGAGGGUCCAGAGGUGGAGUCCGAGGGCAGGCUCCAGAUGUUGAAGGUGAACAUGCCCAAAGUCGAGAUUGGCUUGUCCAGAGACGAAUCAUCCGCGGGAAAAAAAACCGAGAUCAGAGCGGGUCAGAAGCCUGGUGGAGACGCCUUUGGUUCAGAAACAAUGUCCACCAAAGUUCCCUUUAAAAUGCCCAGCGUGGAGAUUUCAUCCCUUCACACCAGCGACGUAUCUGCCGGGGUAGAGACCAGAAGUGUCGGCAUUGAGCUGUCCCCGGCAGAGGGCACAGGGUGUCUUAAGGAGGCUGAUCCCAGUGCUCUUGAGCUGAAGAUGCCCAAGGUCACUUUGCCCUCCUUUGGAUCCUCCAAGGAAAAGGACCAAGAGGCAUCUGGAGAUAGUAGGAGCUCUGGAGCUAAAAUAGACAUUAAAGGUCCGCAGGUUCAGGGGGACACGGGAGACGUCCCGGAGGGAAUGUUGAGCAAGCUGAAAGAUAAAAUGUCGAAGGUUGGAGUGGAGCUCCCCAAAGUCACGCAGCAAGAGGAGGUGGGCUUGUCCACUGAGGCAAAGGGUCGGGAGGUCAGACAUAAGUCAGAGGUGGGGCUUGAGGGACCGGAUGCCGAAUUAAAAACCGACAAAACCAGGAGGCAAUUGUUCGGCUUUUCUGUGCCAAAACUCAAGAGUCCGGAAGGACACAUUGAAACCUCGUCUCCCAAGGCCAGGGACCGCAGCAGGUCUCCGGCUGCGAAGGGGGACCUUGGAGGAAUCCCGGCCGAGACCGACAGCGCAGAGGCCAAGCUGAGAGUGUCCAAGGUGAAGAAGCCCAGCUUCGGAAUCUCGUGGCCCAAGAGUAAAACGAUGGAGUUUAAUGGAAAUGGAGAGGCGGGUGACUCAACGACUCAAACUCCCCGUAAAAAGGGGACCAGAGCUGAGGAAGUGGAUGACCCGGACAGCUUGGAUGAAAAGCCGAAAAUGAAACUGAAAUUGCCAAAGGUUAGUUUCACACCUGUAAAAUCGUCCCCUGUUAAUAUAACGACUGAGUCACCGGGAGUUCACAUUAAUGGGGACGGUGAAGAGUCCGGAAGCCCAGGGAAGAUGAGCAGGAUAAAACUUCCAAAAGUAGAGUUCUCCUCGCCUUAUCAGAAGGUGAGGGAGAGUGACACCGAAUUAAGUCUCCAACUGGUCAAAACGGAGGUGUCCGCCUCCAAAGAUGAUGGUGGGCUCCGAGCUGAUCAAUCCUUCGACACCUCCUCUCCCAGAGUGAACAGAGGGGAAGUGAGGGGUUCCAAAAUUAAAGCGCCGAAAAUAACCUUCUCUGCAUUCAAAAAGAAAAACGGCGAAAGAGCGGGGUCCGACGAGGAGACCGAAAUGUCGAAUCUAGUGACAUCGACCGCCAGGACAGAGUUGGUGCUCCUGGAUUCAGGAGGGGACGCUGGUCACACUAAGUCUAAAAGCAUACUGGGCUUUACUUCAGGGAAGUCCAAAGAGCUGGGAACCUCGUCGGUCACGGGGAAGGAGCCCAAGCCGAAGGGAUGCCCAGGGGAUGAGUUAGACGGCAAAGACAAGUCGGCGAAAUUCAAGCUCCCAAAGUUGGCCCUCAGCGCCAAAUCCAACUCCCUGGAAUACGAAAACAACAUCCACUCGGAGGGGCAGCUGGAGAACGAGGGUGCAACGCGACACUUCAAACUACAGAUGCCCAAGGUGGGGUUCACAACGGUCUACCAGGAGGAGCACGCCUCGGAGGAGAAGAUCGUGGGGGACAUCAGCUCCGUGACUGUGUCAAAGGGCAAAAAACAGGUGAAAACUGGAACUCUGGCCGAUAAGUCGACCAGCAUUUAAGUGACGCCUAGGAGCAGUGGGAGGAGGGUCAGAGACCGGGCUGGUUUUUGGAUGGAUCGUGGCUUCCCCCACCCCCUACUUGGGCUCGGGUUUAACAACACUCCAGUGUGUUAGAACAUGGGCAGAAGAUGGUCUCCGUGUGCCCGAACUGACAGCUGAAACUGGACUGCCCAAUACUGUGCCUCCACUAACACGUUACAGGAGAGGUUGUAGAAGCAACUGCUGUGUGACUAACUCUUGUCAGCCACUCCCCUCACAGAUACAUGCCUCCCAUCCCUGCCAGCUCCCAACCCUGCUUAGGUUAGCCAUUUGUAGCAAUCAAAAUAUUAUGGUCUUAAUAUGUUAAACGUGGAUUAAAAAAUACUCGAGUGAGCUUUUAUCUAAUGAGUGGAAGAUACACAGUCGCUUGUUUCUUUUUGGUGGCGGCGAGAGACAUCGGUGAGCAUCGUCUUGAGGGAGAAUUAGACAAGAGGGAGUCCCACACAGCAAGGGAAUUGAAGUGAUUUUGCAGUGAAACAGGGUGAAUGGAUCUGGUGAAGUAAUUGGAGGUGAAUGGAUCCUAUGAGGUGAUGAAGAGUGAAUAGAUCCCACAAGGUAAUUGGGGAUGAAUGGGUCCCAUAGUGAUCCAUAGGCUGACUGGACACUGUGACUCUGGCCUAUUGGGGUGCCUUCACCUUUGCCCAUUCCAGUGCUAUCUUAAGGCAUCCUGUCUCAAUGAAUUUAUUAACUAGUAAUGAUGCCUUGUCCUAAAUGUUGCUGCAGUGAGAUCAGUGGGCAGGAGCUGCCAGGAGGGCAGGAUUGUGCAGGGAGGGAGGCCAACAAAUGCAUCCACGUCCACCAAUAACAGGGCAACAGUAGGGCUCACAGGAGUUCGUGCGGGACCUGAGUGAGAAAAUCGAACAUGCUAAUGAUUCUCGUCUUGUAAAGUUCAUCUGACUCCCGCUUUUAGGACAUUUUCAGUGUGUGUAAGGUUAGCUUCAAGCUUACUGAGGAAAUAGUCAAUCCAGAGUAGAGAAGCUUUCUCCUUGAGCUCAUUAUUGGUCAAUGGAGGCCCAUCUCUAUCAAUGCCCCAUUCCUACUGCUUCGACACUUGGGACAUUGGGACAACCAUGGGUGAGCCAAGCAGUGGGUUCCUGUUGUGUUCUGCUGGUGUUACUGAGGAUAAAUUAAGCGUCAAACUCCUGCUGAACUGUCGGCAAAAUCUAACGUGAACUCACCACAUUUUUGAAAACACAUCGGAGCUUUGGUCGGGGGGCAGAGAAGGUUUACUCUGUUGGUAGUGAAGGAGAGGGAUCUGGGUUAUGUGGAGAGAUUGGAGAAGUUGAGGUAUUCCUCUGAGGGGACAGCGGUUAAGGGGGAAACUCCUAUAAGUGAGGAGUUAAGACAAGGAGGGAGAAGCCAUCUCCUUGGACACCAGAGGUCAUAGGUUCAAGUGAGAGGAAAGCAGGUGGUUUCCACAGAAAUGUUUAUGAUCUGGAACACACUUCCAGUGAGGCUGCUGGAACUGGAUCCCAUAGGAACAUUCUAAAGAUGAGCAGCCAUGUCUUUGAAGAGGAGAAAUUUACAAUGUUGCAGCAAAAUGGGUAGAUCGGGGUGAAACAGGACAACGUCGUCAAGGAGCCAAUACAGGUAUCAUUGGUUACUUGUAGGAAUCGACAAGUAAUUGAUAAAUACAAUACUGCAGAUGCUGGAAAUCUGAAAUAAAAACAGAAAAUGCUGGAAAUGUGCAGCAAGUCGGGCAGCUUCUGUGGAGAGAGAGCCAGAGUUAACGUAUCAGGUCAAUGACCUUACAUCAGUUAGAAACACAGAACAUAGAACAGAACAGUACAGCACAGGAACAGGCCCUUUGGCCCACGAUGUUGUGCUGAACUAAUUAAGCUAAUGAUGCCUAAUUAAACUAAUCCCUUCUGCCUGCACAAGGUCCACAUCCCUCCAUUCUCUGCACAUUCAUGUGCUUAUCAAAGAGCCUCUUGAACAUCUCUAUUGUAUCUGCCUCCACCACCACCCCUGGCAGUGUGUUCCAGGCACCCACCACUCUCUGUGUAAAAGAAAGCCACCCCACACAUCUCUUUUGAAGUUUCCCCUCUCACCUUAAAUGGAUGCCCUCUGGUAUUAGACAUUUCCACCCUGGGCGAAAGAUACCAGCUGUCUAUGCCUCUCAUAAUCUUAUAAACUUCUAUCAGGUCUCCCCUCAGCCGCCACUGCUCCAGAGAAAACAACCCAAGUUUGUCCAACCUCUAACAUUGACUCUGGUUCUCUCUCCACACUUGCUGCUUGAUGGCAGUUUCUGUGUUUAUUCCAUGAUUUUACCUCCUCAGUCCAGCCUACAAUGGCAGGUCACAGAACUGGGUGAAUUUACAACUGACAGGUUCACAACCCACAUCAAGAUGUGGUAGUUCAAAUGAGGAGCUGAAGGAGUCACUGACAAAUUUGUCCUCAGUCACACAGGAACACCAGUAAAUAGGAGCGGGAGCCUCCCUUGCAAUUCAAUAUGAUCAUAGCUGAUCAGCCCCUGGCCUUUAGUAUCAUAACCACUAAAUGCAACAAGAUAGUACAGGGUGCACGCAGAGUUCCAACAAAGCAAUGGAGCCAAAUGUCAAAAGCAGAGUUCAACAUGUCACAUCUGCUGGGUUGUGCAUUGAACUCACGUGACCAAGAAUGAAUUUCUACCCCAAAAACAUAAAUUCUACGUUUGAAUUAAGUCAUGCUGGGGUUGACAGCUAUAAAAUUAUUUCAUUGUAGGAUAUGCACAGCUAGAAAUGGAUUAACUCGUCAAGGCUUGGUGGUGAACAAAGGGUUACAUAUGUUAGGAUAGGUGACAAACAGUGAUUUAAAUCGGUCAGGGCUGCUGGUGAGUAAAAGUGAUCCUAUAGACCUCAAUCCUACCAGCUUCAUAGCAAAUUUUAAUUCUUAGCUUACUUUGAAACAGUGUUCAUGAGCAUCACUUCCCAGGAGCCAGAUGUUUAGAACUAACAGAUACUGGAGUAACGCACUAAAGCAGUUCCUACACUGACUGUCCGGAGAGAAUGAAGGAUUUACUUUGGAGAACACAGCAACUUGCAGUGUUCUCUCCUGCAAAUUCACCGACAUUUCUGCUUUUAAUACUUUCUGUGCAAAAGAAAAUUAACCACUUUUUAAGUAUUGGAAUUCUUUAAGUGCCUUCUUAUAGAUAUGUUCCAGCCAGUUGCUUAAGAGAUAUUUAAUUCUCCAAGCUUAAAUAUGUGGCCAUUUCCAGAUGUGAGUUCAUGUUUCCAGAUGUGACAUCACAUUGUUUGUUUUGCUUCAGAUGGGAGGAAAUGUAGCAGAGGAGGUUAUGUCUAUAAAUUGGUUUACACACACACACACACACACACACACACACACACACACACACACACACACACACACACACACACACACACACACAGAGCUCCGACACCAGCUCCUCCAUACACACACACAUAUACACAAAACCUAUCCCACUCUCAGAUACCAGCUCCCCACAUACCCAGACACACACACACACACUUUCAUUUUUCUCUCUCCCAUUCUCUCUCUCAUUCUCUCUUUUACAUCCUCUCCUUCUUUCCCACAUUCUCUCUCUCUCUUUCUCUCUCCCCCUUUCUCUCUCCCUCUGUCUCUCCACCACACUCUCCCCCAGUCCCAUUAUCAAGUGCAGGCUUCCCCAUUACUAGUAACACACAGUCCUUUUCACCUGCAGCUCCUACUGGAACACAAGAGUUGGAGCCAGCAGGUAUUUGUAAUCUGGCUGCUUUGUUUUCUGUUCUUGUUAUUUUACAGAUCCUACAAUAUUGCAUAUGAUCACCGCAAGCCAUGAUAUACAAUUGUCAUCCAAUGCUGUGCCAAUUUCAUUAUAAUUUUCAAUGCUCGGACACUGUACACAUUCUUUCAUUAACAACAUUUUUUUUACUUUAGAUUCACCUUCAUAUCGCCAGACAUGACUACAGACAUCUUUAUGUUUAUUUCCCCAUGCUAGUAACAGUUUUGAAAAUAAGCUACUUAAUAAAAUCUUGAGUUGAGAAGGCAGCUGUGUCGAUAUGACUGUGGAGAAUUAAAUAUCUCUUGAUCCCAUCUUCUGGGAUACUUUUGAAUUUGUGAUUGUAACAUGUAAGCUUUGUGUGGAAUAUAUUUUUAAUGAAUAACUUUAACCAUGGAUGGUAAUAAA